This is a messenger RNA of Cooperia oncophora, 768 nucleotides long. Lineage: Eukaryota; Metazoa; Nematoda; Chromadorea; Rhabditida; Trichostrongylidae. The record is from the annotation of a GenBank genome assembly.
AUGUUCCAUUGUAUCGCUCAUUCCCUAACAAGCUUACUGCUCUCAUUUGCUUACCGUUACUACGUUUUGAUGUUUGCUAAUCCAAAAAGGCGCACCAUAAUCGCGAUCCUUAUUCUAGUCUACUUGCCAUCUUUUGUUGCUCUGGUGCUCUUCUGCUUCGAUGGCGACAGUGUCGCCGAUGUCAAGUUGGCUGUUGAGAAGAAUAUUGGGUACAACACGAGCUCCGAAUGCAUGGGCGGUCACCUGAAUAUUCUCAAAUGGAAGACUCUGGUCCCAAUACUUUACAUGACACUACCAGUCACUCCAACUUACAUUGCUAUUCUCAUUCUCAGGAAGCUUAUUAUCACAGCACUGAGCUGUGCAAACAUGUCCAAGCGAACUCGUGUUCUUCACUCGCAACUGCUCAGGGUGAGAUUUUUCUCGCUAAACGCUGUGCAGUUACUUUGCACCCAAAAUCCAAGUCACUAUAUGUUGUAUAUUACAUUAUUAUAUCCGGGGCGCUCGUCAUCCAGGCCUGCCUUCCUAUAUUCUUUGUGUCGUCGCGUCAUAUUUUACGGCAUCGGUCAAUUCAACAUAUACCACCAUCCAUUUUUUGAAUACAACACGGCUACUAUAUAUGGUCUCCUCCCGGUGUUGGGUCCUUUCACAUCGCUUUAUACCAUAAGCCCUUAUCGUUUGUGGAUAGAUAGAAAGAUUUCACGUCCACAUACCAUCGCAACAAUACACCAAGAAACGACAGUUGACGGUCCAACACUGCAGAGAGGAUGA